Messenger RNA from Rotaria sp. Silwood2, 438 nucleotides. Lineage: Eukaryota; Metazoa; Rotifera; Eurotatoria; Philodinida; Philodinidae. The record is from the annotation of a GenBank genome assembly.
AUGAAUUUUUUGGAUUUUAACGAUGGGUCAGAUGAAAUAGAUCAUUCAUUAACAAAUACACAAACAACAACAACAACAAAAGUUGUUAAUCAACAAACUAAAGAUUUAUCUGAUUGGAGAAAUAUUCAAUUGGGUACACCACCAACAUUAUUUGAUCGAAUAUGGAUGCCAACAACAAUGAAUUCUUGGGCAACACCUAAUACACCAAUUUAUCCUUCUCCUUAUAAUCAACAAACAACAUCUACAACAUAUCCAUGGACAAAUUCAACUAAUAAUCAAUCAUGGCCAAUAACAACAUAUUCAACAAGUUCAACACUUCCUUUUAUUAAUUUUGAUUCUUCACAACAAAAUUUUAUACCUUCAGAUACGACAAAUGAUGUUAUAGAUUUAACUACAAAUAAUACAGUGAAUUUAUCGACACCGAUUAGGUUUGUUUAA